Mytilinidion resinicola is the source of this 887-nucleotide messenger RNA. RefSeq names its product ankyrin. Lineage: Eukaryota; Fungi; Ascomycota; Dothideomycetes; Mytilinidiales; Mytilinidiaceae. The record is from RefSeq and is a predicted model, not a curated record. The coding region runs from base 45 to 644 and encodes 199 amino acids. Gene Ontology annotation, molecular function: protein binding. The transcript has 2 exons.
GCAGCAACACCCAAUUCUCAAUAAAACACUCCCACGCUGCUAAAAUGGCUCCCACGAUAUCUCUCACCGAAGACGCCAUCGAUGAUCUCCUCUACCUCGCCCGCGUGAACGAAACCGCAGAACUAUCCUCCUACCUCUCCGAAUUAUGCGCCCAACACCAUGCUUCCGCAGCCAGUAUACUAGAAGCGGCAGUAGAUGAAGCAUCUGGGAAUACUUCACUUCACUACGCGGCUGCCAAUGGGCAUCUAGAUACCCUCAAACUCCUCAUUACCUCCGAGUCUCCUGCUGCCGCCCCAACCAAGGAAGGCCCAAUUCCAACACCACCAAACCUCAACUCUCCCAACGCUGCUGGCAACACAGCCCUUCACUGGGCCGCGCUGAACGGACAUCUCGAAUGCGUCAAGCACCUAGUAGCCCUUGGCGCGGAUGUCAGCGUGCUCAACAAAGCAGGCCACGACGCAGUCUUCGAAGCCGAACUAAAUGGGAAAGAAGACGUAGUGGCAUGGCUGCUUGUGGAAGGCGAGGGACUCGAAGAGGGACUGGGCGGUGAAGAGAAAGAUGAGAACGACGACGGAACUGUAGCAGAGGUCAACAAGAAGCUCGGUGAGAUGGAGGUCAAAGACGGGGAAAAGCUUGGUGGCUGAACUGGCGUGAAAGUGGGCUAAACGUUUGUUAAUGGAUUCGAUGCAUUUGAUUGCUGUGGCGAGUGAGUCAAUUCAUGGCAUGAAACGCAGGAAGAGGGUCGAUACACCAGUUACUCCGUUAACAUGUGAGACUGUUUCCUGGAUGUUCCCUCAAUUGUUGCUGACCACGGCGAUCUAUCAGAUGACGUUUCUUCGAGCCUAGAUCUGUGCAAGGACGUGCUAGAUCUUCUGGAGUAUCUGCCC